Molecule: messenger RNA, 1602 nt
Organism: Chara braunii
Lineage: Eukaryota; Viridiplantae; Streptophyta; Charophyceae; Charales; Characeae
Source: the annotation of a GenBank genome assembly
GCGUUGUACUUGCACAACAGGAGGGGAAAAAGUUAAGGUCAGUAGAGCACAUGUCCAAAAAGAUGCCCUCUCAGAAGUUGGCAAAGUCCACCUAUGAGAAGGAACUCUAUGCAGUGUACAAGGCUCUGACCCAUUGGAGACACUAUCUCCUUGGGAGGUUCUUCAUCCUCAGGACUGAUCAUCAGACCCUGAGAUGGAUGAGAACUCAGCCAGUACUCUCUGACGCUCUCAAGCGUUGGAUCGAAGUCAUAGAGCAGUAUGAAUUCGAGCCCCAAUACAUCAAGGGCGAGUACAACAAGGUUGCUGAUGCCUUGUCGCGUCGACCAGAUUUCUCUGGUGCGCCGAUCACUGAGUUUGGGCUUGCGGACAAUGUUACUCAGUCUUUGGUGGAAGUCUAUCGCGAGGACCCGUUCAUGGCCGAGAUCAUACGCAGACUCGAGGCGAAGGACAAAGUAACUUCUGCCGAGUUUGAGUUGGUCAACGGCCUGUUGUUCCUUGAGAAGGCAGGGAAUAAACGGUUGUGUGUUUCGAAUAGCGAGUCUUUGCGUAGUUUGUUUUUAGGAGAAUGUCACGAUGCCACCGGACAUUUUCGCUUUAAGAAGACUGCAGCCAAUCUGUUGCAGAAGUUCUGGUGGCCCACCAUGAUGAAAAAUGUGAAGCUGUACGUGGAGACUUGUCAAGUCUGUCAAAGGGACAAGCCAUGUACUCAGGCUCCUCUUGGGCUCUUGAAGCCGCUUCCGAUUCCGGAAAGGCCUGGUGAGAGUCUGUCCAUGGACUUCAUGGAUACUCUGAUCACCAGCAAGAGUGGAAUGCGUUAUAUCUACGUCAUUGUGGAUAGAUUUAGCAAGUAUGCUAGGUUAGUAGCAAUGCCGGAAACAGCAAAGACGGAGUAUGUGAUCCGAAUGUUCAAAGAGAACUGGGUUAGAGACUUUGGUUUACCGAAGUCUAUUGUCAGUGACAGGGAUGCCCGGCUUACCAGCCAGUUGUGGAAGGCCGCUGCUCCAGAGCAGGGAACUCAGUUGCAGAUGACUUAUGGGAAUCACCCAGAGGCCAAUGGACAGGUUGAGCAACUGAAUCGCGCUGUACAACACCUGUUGAGGCACUACAUCAAGAAGCUUGCUCUCAUCGUCAUCUUGUACAACAACGCUGUACACAGCGCCACCGGGGUGAGCCCAAACGGCUUACUGCUAACUUUCAAGCCUAGACUGCCCUUAGACUUUCUUCUUCUUGAGAAUCAGACCACUGUUGCACCAGGUACCUUAGAAUUUGCUUAUCGGUAUGAACAGAAGAUGCAGCAGGCUGUAGAACAGAUGCAGAAGGCACAGGCUGCAAUGAUAGAGUCUGAAAAUAGACACCGCCGUCCUUCUACGUUUCAGGUUGGGGACCGAGUCUGGGUUAAGUCUUCAGAACUGGGACAGGAGCACGGGAUUUCCCGCAAACUCAUGCCCUAGUACUUUGGACCCUGGGAAGUCUUGGACAUCGGUGGGACAGAUCCGGAUGGGCCAUCUUAUGUUAUCCGGAUCCCAGGUCAUCUCCGAACUUACCCUGUCUUUCACACCUCCAAGCUUGCACCUUUCAAGGAAACAAAUGAGUUUCCUUCUC